AUGAUCAUAAAUUGCCUAUCACGUAGUGUAGCCAAACGUAGUCCUAGAAUAUCGCAGCUUAUAACCGUGUCAGGUGAAAAAACUGGCUUCGUACAAGUUGGACCGGAAAAAUACUUUUUUCCUAACAAAUACAAAAAUGAGGCAAAGGAAUAUUAUAAUUUUGAAGCACGCUCCGAUGAUGUGUGGAUUGCAACGUUUCCACGUUCCGGUACCACUUGGACACAAGAAAUGAUUUGGUUAAUAGCAAAUAAUUUGGAUUUCGAUGCAGCUAAGAGUCAACUACUAACAGAAAGAUUUCCAUUCUUUGAAUUUCCAUUGUUCGUACAUCCGGAGAUAAAAAGCAAAUUAAUAGAAGAAAAUGCAAAUGAUGCAGAUAACUUGAAAUUCAUAGAAUUAAUAUCACGUCCAGGUUAUCAGUCUUUAAGUGAAAUUGAAAUCGGUAAAAGACGAUUUAUAAAGACACACUUUCCAUUCUCAUUAUUGCCACCCAGUGUGUUGGAGAAGAAAUGCAAGAUCAUUUAUGUAACACGCGAUCCUAAAGAUGUAGCAGUGUCUUAUUAUCAUCUUAACAGAUUAUAUCGUACACAAGGUUAUGUAGGAGAUUUCUCACGUUACUGGUCUUAUUUUGAAAGAGGACUAAAUCCUUGGUUACCAUACCACAGUCAUAUUAAAGAAGCACUUGCUCAUAGUCAUUUACCUAAUGUGUUGAUGUUGAAAUAUGAAGACAUGCUUAAGGAUUUGAGUGCCACCAUUACAAAACUUGCUAGUUUUCUUGAUUGCAACCUGACCACUGAAGGUUUAGAAAAUCUUAUCAAUCAUUUGAACAUAACGAAUUUCCGUAAAAAUUCUGCUGUGAAUGGUCAUGAAAUGGAAGCCAUCGGAAUUCUUAAUAAAGGAGAAGCGGGUUUUGUGCGUACUGGCGGUAGUGGUGUGCAAAAGGAGUAUACAGAUAAUCCAGAAAUUCUAAAAAAAGCAAAUAAUUGGUUGGAAAGGCAACAAAUAGAUUUAAUAUGA
Teleopsis dalmanni is the source of this 1014-nucleotide messenger RNA. RefSeq names its product luciferin sulfotransferase-like. Gene Ontology annotation, cellular component: cytoplasm. Lineage: Eukaryota; Metazoa; Arthropoda; Insecta; Diptera; Diopsidae. The record is from RefSeq and is a predicted model, not a curated record. The transcript has 5 exons. Bases 1 to 1014 code for a protein of 337 amino acids. Gene Ontology annotation, biological process: sulfation. Gene Ontology annotation, molecular function: sulfotransferase activity.